Molecule: messenger RNA, 1119 nt
Organism: Geodia barretti
Lineage: Eukaryota; Metazoa; Porifera; Demospongiae; Tetractinellida; Geodiidae
Source: the annotation of a GenBank genome assembly
AUGGCGCGAAAAAACCUCUUGAAGGGGCUCAACCGCCCGACGGGCAUGGUCUUCGAGCAUACCGACGUGGAGGCAUCCUACGGGAAAUUCAUCGCCUAUCCGUUCGAGCGCGGCUACGGCGCGACCAUCGGCAACAGCCUGCGGCGGAUCCUGCUUUCGGGGAUUCAGGGCUACGCCAUCACAGCGGUACGCAUCGCUACCCGCGAAGGCGACGGAUCGUCGCACACCGUAUCCAGCGAAUUCGAGCCUAUCGCGCACGUCGUGGAGGACACUCCUGACAUCAUCAAUGCCAUGAAGCAGGUCAGGCUGGCGCUGGAUGAAGGGGUGGAGGAACGGACGAUCUACCGGGAAGUCACCGGGCCCGGGAGCCUCGUCGCCGGCGAUUUCGCGGUGGACGCAGGGAUUACGGUGACCAACCCGGACUUGCCGAUCGCCACACUCAUGGACCAGGCACACCUGGAGAUCGAGGUACAGAUCGAGUUCUCGCGCGGCUAUCUGCCGGCGGAGAACAGCGAACGCUUCAUCGACAUCGUCGGCACGAUUCCGAUCGACGCUCUGUUCUCGCCGAUCACGCGCGUGAAGUACGGCGUGGAGAACACCCGUGUCGGUCAACGAACCGACUAUGACAAGCUGGUGCUCGAGGUGUGGACCGACGGCACGCUGAAGCCGGAGGACGCGGUUGCCGAGGCAGCCAAGAUCGCCAAGGAUCACUACACGAUCUUCAUCAACUUCGAAGAGGACGAGAUCGGCGACCACGACGAGCUGGACCUCGAGGACGAGCGUCUGCGCCGGUUGCUCGACACUCCUGUCGAGGAGUUGGAACUGUCGGUGAGGUCGAGCAACUGUCUCCGCAACGAGAACAUCCGCACGAUCGGUGAUCUGACCCGCAAGACCGAAGACGAGAUCGCCAAGACCCGCAACUUCGGCCGCAAGUCCCUCGACGAGAUCAAGAAGAGGCUGGAAGAGCGCGGCCUGCAACUGGGCAUGAGCGACUACAGCGCGGUGCGCCAGCGCCUUGCCAGCGCCGAAGCCGUGGGCGCCGAUGAUGACGCCGUGGCAGAUGCGGAAGCGUUGAGCGCUGAGACGGCUGCUCACGAACAAACGGCGGACGAGGAAUGA